Solea senegalensis (Senegalese sole) is the source of this 3919-nucleotide messenger RNA. RefSeq names its product potassium voltage-gated channel subfamily KQT member 2-like. Gene Ontology annotation, cellular component: membrane. Gene Ontology annotation, biological process: potassium ion transport. Lineage: Eukaryota; Metazoa; Chordata; Actinopteri; Pleuronectiformes; Soleidae. The transcript is spliced from 9 exons. Gene Ontology annotation, molecular function: voltage-gated potassium channel activity. The record is from RefSeq and is a predicted model, not a curated record. Bases 704 to 2302 code for a protein of 532 amino acids.
GUUUUCACAGUUUUUAGCAGUUAAACUCUGGUGAAUGAAUGCUAUAUUUUUAUGACCAAACAUUAUGCAGGCAAAAUUAGCAUUUGGCUGCUAAUCCUAUUGUAUUAGUGCACUUAGCUGCCUUAGGGCUAAAUGUAUAUACACUGGUGUCUGUGGAGACAAAAGCUAAAGGAAAAUUAUUGUCAGACUCAUUGAAUGGACGCUUAAUUUCAAAUGAAUGUUUUUCAUUUCUUUGUGUCAUGCUGAAUGUGUAAAUUAGCUUCUAUUAGAAGAUGACAUGAAAGAGUAAAGGAUGUGUAUUGAUGGAGAAAAUAACACUCAUGUAUUUUUUUAUUUAUUUUUUUAAACAUGGAAUUCUGAUAAUAGAGAAAGUCCUUAGAAUUUUUUUUCUUCCUCUCUCACUGAGUUCUUCCUGUCAAAAUGUUAAUAUAAACUUUUGGAGCAUUUCGCUGUCAUCUGCUUCAACAAGCACAGCAGUCGUACAAAUGUGAAUGCAUAACCAUGAGCAAAAAAUAUGGUAAAAGAUAGUGGAAAUAUUUCAAAUAUAUUCAAAGCUUCUUUCAAAGGCUCAUUGUUUAAAGAAAUAAUUUUAAUUUCACGUUUAAUCCUCGCCCUUUUCUCUCUCCUACUUCCGUCCUCAGUCCUAAUCCAUCUUAACCACAGAAGCAUAGAGCGGUUCUGAUUAUGGCACUGCAUAUAGCACAUGGCUGAUUUACACUGUGUAACUGUAUAUGUCUUUUCUCUUCAUAGGAAAGAGUCUCAGAUAGACAUCUCUCCCAGUAGUGAACAUGCACACAAAGACAGACUUUGCGGGUGCUGUCCGAGCGCUAUUAGUCGUAAGGCCAGCAUAAAGGACAAGAUGUUUCUCAGUCCUUCCAAGGCUCCCAUGAUGAAGGGAAAGACCCAGUCUCCAGGGGCAGAGGAGGGCGCUGAGGCCAGUCCCAGCAAGGUUGCCAAGAGCUGGAGCUUCACAGAGAAGAACCGAGGGCCAAAACAGGCCUUCAAGGGCCGCGGUGGCCCCCUACGGCAAAACUCAGAGGCAAUUGAAGGUUUAAUAAAGGCGAGUCUCCCAGGAGAGGAAAUCGGUGAUGAUAAGAGCUGCCACUGUGAGUUUCUCACUCAAGAAUUACCUCCAGGAUUGAAGGUUGCAAUAAGGACAAUCUGUGUCAUGAAGUUCCUGGUGUUUAAGAGGAUGUUCAAAGAGAGCUUACGGCCUUAUGACGUCAUGGAUGUGAUAGAGCAGUACUCUGCAGGUCACCUGGAUAUGCUGUCUCGCAUAAAGAACCUGCAGUCCAGGAUAGAUAUGAUUGUGGGGCCGCCUCCCCCAUCAACACCUCGCCAUAAGAAGUCCACUGAAGGCCCUAGAGUCGACCAAAUAGUUGGCAAAGGUCCUAAAGCUGAAGGCGAAGCAGAGGACCUAAGCAUGAUGGGACGUCUGGUCAAAGUGGAGAAACAGGUGGUCUGUAUGGACAGGAAACUCGAUUUCCUGGUCAGUGUGUAUCUGCAGCGUAUGGGCAUUCCUCGUUCUGAAACAGAGGCCUUUUUGAACUCCAAAGAGCCUUAUCCAGCCCCGCCUUACAGCAGCCCGGAGGAAAAUAAGGUAGAGAAAGAGGGAAAAGAGGAGGUGAAGGAGGAAAAGGAGGUGAAGACAUGCUCACCUGCAGAUAUCCCAUGCUCUGAUGUGUCAUUUGAAAAGAAAGAUCCUUUACUGGGUCUGUCCAUGGCUAAGUCAGUGGGUACUCCCUCUGGGAGCAACAGCCGCCCCUCUACCUCUUGGCAGCACCAGCUGCAGCAUCCCCUCAGCCAGCCUGCAUGGAACAGCAGCGUGGCCAACACCCCUUCACCAGUCGGUGGCAGCGGUGAGCACUCGCCAUCGCUGUUCCGCCUUCCUCCUCCUCCGGUUCACGACUAUUCUUCCUCUGGCCUUGGUGGCAAGAGCAGAGAGAGCGGGUCCCAGAGCAGGAGGCGCCACAGGAGGCACAGGUGUCAGCAGGAUGCCACUGCUGUGGAGAGCGACACGUCUCUCUCCAUUCCAUCUGUUGACCACGAGGAGCUGGAGCGUUCUUUCAGCGGCUUCAGCAUCUCCCAGGCCAAGGAGGAUUUCUUUGGACCUUCAUUCUUUGGAGGUUCAGGUGCAGGAGCAGGGACUGAAGCUGGACCUGGACCCUCACUCUGUGCCAGAGUCAGGCCGUUCAUAGCAGAAGGUGAAUCAGACACAGACUCUGACAUCUAUGCGCCUUCACCUCUGUCCUUCACUGGAGAUGUCUCCUGUGGAGAGAGGGGUUGGCCAGGAUGGAAGUAGAUUUGUGGUGAAAGAGAUGAGUGCUUCAGUUGGCAACAAGAGACCUAUCAUGAGAAUGUGUAGCCAAAUGACUGAUUGUUAAAGCUGGGGAUGCAGUUUCAGACAAUUGGUGACAGUGAAUUGUUGUGUUUAGCUGUUAUUAUUGGAGAUGGUAAAAAAAAAGAUGAUGUUCUUAUAAAACAAAGAGGUUCUCCUUCUCACAUGUUAUGUUUGUGAUGUUACACUUUCCAAGCAAUGCAUAAUUAUAGUUACAUUCUAUUUGCAUUGCAUUCUUUUCCUUACUUUUUUUUUGUUCUUGAUGACAGACACAUCUGUGGGAGUAUGAUGAUGAUGUAUGGCACGUGAAAGGAAACGAGAACAUUAAUUUGCUUUCUUUGUGUGGUGAGUGCACUUGAGCAUAUCUUCUGUUAAACACUGACCACUUUAACUUUGAAACAGUGGCAGUUAGUAAAGCAAGAUUGUUAGUCUUAUCAUGUGGUUAGCAUAGUGUCUUGAUAACUUCUAUACCUUUGAAUGACUUAAGGUGUUAUGAUGCCAAAAAACUUUAGCUAUGAUAAUUAAUUAGAUUCUUGCAAUGUAAAAAAAAAAGAAAGAAAGUGCUUCUUUUCACCAUCAUUAAUUCCGCUUGGUGUUUACUAAAUACGUGAGAUAAACUCCCCUCAAAGUAUUGCAGAUACUUCCCUAUUAAUAAAGCAGUGAACGUCCUGCAUGGCAUGUUAAAUGGAUUCGAGAACUGUGUUCAGCAGGCAACAAAAACCAAACUAACAGUGGCAAAAAUCAACACAAAACCCCAGUUUUUAUUCUGUAUAGUCAAACAAAGUAGUGAAUAAAAGAUAAACAUAAAGAUCAUCAUGCAUGACUGGUUUCAAGCUGCAUUGUGUUCAUUUUUUAGAAAACUUUGCUUGAAUUCCAAUCAUGUGAGGGCAGCCUGAGCUUGUUCAUUUCAAAUGUUCUUUUCUAGGAAACCAUGUUGAGGCAGAUGUUUAUGCCACAUACUAGAAUUAGCUCAUAUGUUUUAUAUUGUUUUGCACAAUGAACAGUGCUGGUUUUAGAUUCAGUAAAUCAUGAGAAAUGAAGGCAUUUUGGCUGCAAUGCAUAUGUUGAGCCUUUAGAUUCAGUCAGUUCUGCUCUAAAUGAGGAAAUGCAAUAAGAAUCAAGAAAGGCAACCAAGAGCCGUCCUUUACAAACAUCAACAUGGCCUUAUUUUUCACACCAAAAAUCCAUUGUUUUAUAAGUAACAACAUGAGCAAUCUAAUUCUUAAUUUUAUGCUUAACAUUUCAUGUACUAUUUCAGGUGUUAUGCACUGGUGGACUUAUGUCCUCAGAGCAGAUGUUGGUAGUUACUAAUGUAGCUACCGAAGGUGUGAAACACAACAGUUUUGUUAGAACAAGUCGUAUAUAAAAAAAACAAAACAGAUUCAGCAUUUUCAAAUUAACACUGAAAUAUGGACAUGAUAAUGGAAAGGAAACAUCAAGGCUGUUCAGACACAAUCCAUAUUUUUCAGAAAAGAGGUAAUCAAACCUGCUGGUCUGUUUGCUCCGACAUGAAACAGCACCAUCAUGUAACUGCACCGUUUUCCUCUUCAAUAAUAAAACUUUGUACAUCACUGAAGAGCA